AUCCACUUACAACGUGCUUGAUUUUAAGACAAAAGGAGUAUUAAAAAAGAAUAAAAAACAUUUUUCAAGACUAGUAACAGCUGCUACGUUUUAAUCCGUUCAAUUUUUUUUAUCUCCAGCAAUUCCGAUAAAGUCAUUUUCUAAACGUAUUUUUCAUGAUUGGCGACCCGAUGAAUUCAUUUCCUCAAAAAUAAGGCGAAAAAGUGCAUAACUAUUCGAAAAAUAUCCCUAAUUACAAUUUUCUUGCCAGUUACUACAGAAAAGAACUUGAGCGCGGAAAGUAAACAUGAUUUUGGUGCCAAAUAGCUCUAAUUAGUUUUAUAUCCACUCGAAGUGUUUUUAGUGAGCUUUUUCGCACAAUUACUCUGGCAUUAUAUUUUUCUGGCCGCAGUGUGUUGAUACACUGUAUUUUUGUUCCAGAAAAUGUACAGAUUCUAAGAAAAGAAUAUCUGUUUUGCGUUUGGAUNGUGCUCGAAACAGAGUAUGAAUUUGUGUUUUGAAGCUAUACACAUUGCUCUGAGAACCAGAACGGAGUUCUUAAAAUGCAGUGCGCUUUGCUUACACGGGCGCAUGCUGAAAUUAGAAACACUGCCCUAGUAUUAAAUGGUUUUGUUGUUGAAAGGUGAAUAUGUGUUUUGAUUGAAAAAAUCAUGCUCCAUGGAAAGAGGUAGUUUCUAAGGUAAAAUGAGUGACGUUUGGGAACAAAACCUAUACCAAAGUACGUCCUACUUUUCAUAUAUAUUAAAAAACAAUUAGUGGUUGAUAUAGGAUCACUUGGCAGAAGUCCACUAAAUCUUUACCUUUGGCGUCUUCGGCACUAUAGGGAAAAAAAUCUCGAGAAUUUCUGACUUUUCGUUCGAAUUUUCGACGUGAUGUUUCGCGGCUGAGGGUGGCGCCACCACAUAGCAAAAUUAGUGCCUGUAUAAUUCGGUGAGCACUCUGUUUUGUUUGAAUAAGAAGGGGUAUAUAUAUAUACAUAUCUUUCACAGAAAGAAAUGUAUGGUAUUUAAAAGUCUGAGUUCUGAGCAUGGCAUUUUUCUCCUCAAAUUUCAAUAAUAUUCUGUGGUUUUAUUAUUUGAAAGUGUCAUGCAAAUAUUUAUCUUCAAAAGUGACGUCGCUGAGCAAAUGAGUUCCAUGUCGUUUUAACGAAGCAUUUUAUGGAUGCGCAUCAACAGAGUAUAAAAUAAGUUAGAUGCAUUCUUCCGUUUCAAAAUAUUUUUGAUUAAAAAAUUUACCGACUUGACGGAUUAAAAAGUUGAUUAAAAAAUUUUCUCAAGUCAGACGUGACUUGAGUUGACUUGGAAAUGAGGCAUUUUUGACUUCGCUUGCUCAGCACUGUAUGUGAAAUCACUCUACUUAGAUCUUUAAUAUCAUUUCUUUGCAUUAAAUAUUUGAAAAAAUGCACUUUUAUAAUCAUUUAAGAGACAGCCAAAAUUAGAAGUUAUUCAGAAGAUCCGAAAAACCUUUUGCUGAAGUUAAGUCUGAUUUGACUUGCCCAGCUCUGGUACCACGUUCAUUGAAGCGUAUGAAAAUACAUGUACUCAUAAAUGAGUCUAAUUAAAUAUUGAAUUUUUCUCCAUGGGCUGUAGAGAUCAAAUGGAGAAAUCUGUCUGUAAUCUACUUGCGGGUACUACCGAUAUACAGUCCUCAAGGUAGAGCUUUACAAGAAUACAUAAAAACGGCUAGCUAAGGUUUAUAAUUACAAAAGGUCAUAUUGAACAAAUUGAGAGGUAGCCGAAAUAUGAUCAUCAAGUUUGUACGAAAUCACUUUCGAUAGGGUUUAAUACGAAACCUUUUUCGUUAGUACAAAAAUAGAGGUUUUGUAGCUGAACGCCAGAACCCAGGUUCGUACCAAAUUUAAAAGCUUAUAGAAAUGGUUGCAAUUCUCUUUACCCUUUUAGGUUUCGUACUGAACUAUUUUUUUUGGAGUAUAUAAUAGCAGCUGCUAUUAUCGUUGUUUAUAACGUUUUUUAAUUUCUCUUCUCUUUAUAGUACAAAUAAUGGGUCAAGCUGUAAAACACUUUUCUCAACCACAAGAACUAAUAGAAGAGGAAAGAAAACAACACCAAGAUGAUGAUCUUACAAAACUACCAUCACCUCUUCUUUCUCAACUACCGCGUGAAAUACUUCUGUAUAACAUAUUUUCAUAUUUAACAUAUUUGGAUUUAUGUCAUCUUUCACAAAUUAAUAAAUAUUUUAAAAAUCUAAUUGAAUCAAAAGAUGUGGAUCAUUUACGGCGGCAGGCUAAUAAAACAAAAAUGUUAGCAGAAUCUUAUGAAGUAAAAUAUCUAGAUGUUGAUCGAAUAGUGACGAUUGGUGUUAGAUCAGGUGAGUAUGAUUAUAUUGGGAACGUCCAAGAGAAAAUUUAUCACUCAUUUGGUAAUUUAACUGAAUUAUUACCGAAGAAUCAAAUUCUACGUUUAAGUGAUAAUGGUAAACCAUUAAUUUAUAGUGCCAGCUUUCUAUCCUAUAAAGAUAGAAUCGAUAAUAAUCAAGCAAUAAUCACAGUUCAAUCAAUUAAUGCUGAUGCUUCUGCUGAUAAUAUACGUAAGUUCGAUUUUAAUUGGUUUGCUGGUCAGGCUUUGUGA
Molecule: messenger RNA, 2588 nt
Organism: Didymodactylos carnosus
Lineage: Eukaryota; Metazoa; Rotifera; Eurotatoria; Philodinida; Philodinidae
Source: the annotation of a GenBank genome assembly